AUCUCCAAGGUAGUGAUGGCUCUCCAGAGGACCCAUGCAUUACUUCUGCUCUUGCUGCUGACCCUGCUGGGGCUGGGGCUGGCACAGCCCUCCUAUGGCCAGAAUUUCAUGUACCAACGAUUCCUGCAGCAACACGUGGACCCUCGUGUGACAGGAGGCGAUCAUCGCUACUGCAACUUGAUGAUGCAAAGGCGGAGGAUGACUUCACCUCAGUGCAAGCCCUUCAACACUUUCAUUCAUGAAGCCAAUUGGAGAAUUAAUAGUAUCUGCAGAACCGCCAAUACUCUGUGCAAGAAUGGCCAGAUGAACUGCCAUGCGGGUGUAGUGAAGGUCACAGACUGUAGGGAGACAGGAAGUUCCAGUGCUCCCUACUGCAGAUACCGGGCCAGGGCCAGCACCAGACGUGUUGUCAUUGCCUGUGGAGGUAAUCCAGCAGUGCCUGUGCACUUUGAUCAAUAGAUGCCACCCAGCAGGGGUUAUGGCCCAGCUACUGGCCUUUAAUUUACUCCUUAAAUAACAAUGAGUAAUGCAUUUGAGUUGUCCCAGGCUCCGUCUCCACUGCUUCUUUCUUUCCUUUUUUUUUUUUUUUUUUUGUUCAUUAUAUAACCAAUUCUGUUAAUUACAUUGCAUGAAAGAGAAAGAUGAGACAUAAACUUAUAAUGAGUCUGA
This is a messenger RNA of Kogia breviceps (pygmy sperm whale), 669 nucleotides long. RefSeq names its product ribonuclease 4. The record is from RefSeq and is a predicted model, not a curated record. NCBI's taxonomy places the organism in Eukaryota, Metazoa, Chordata, Mammalia, Artiodactyla, Physeteridae. Gene Ontology annotation, biological process: antimicrobial humoral immune response mediated by antimicrobial peptide; antibacterial humoral response; defense response to Gram-positive bacterium. Gene Ontology annotation, molecular function: nucleic acid binding; RNA nuclease activity.